Messenger RNA from Microsporum canis CBS 113480, 2205 nucleotides. RefSeq names its product arrestin domain-containing protein. Lineage: Eukaryota; Fungi; Ascomycota; Eurotiomycetes; Onygenales; Arthrodermataceae. The record is from RefSeq and is a predicted model, not a curated record. The transcript is spliced from 2 exons. Gene Ontology annotation, molecular function: protein-macromolecule adaptor activity; ubiquitin protein ligase binding. Gene Ontology annotation, biological process: ubiquitin-dependent endocytosis. Gene Ontology annotation, cellular component: cytoplasm; cytosol. Bases 1 to 2205 code for a protein of 734 amino acids.
AUGAACAUUAAAGAAGGCCCUCGGGAUACGAGCCCUAGUCGCUGCUCGUCGACGAGCAGCCGGUCAUUGGCUGACCACGCUGCCAGCAGCACGAUCAUGAAUAGCACUGAAGUUGAACGUACAUUCGAGGAGCACACGAAACAGCUCACGGAUACCCUACAAAGAGAUUCUUUCUCCCGCGCAUCCUCCUUGGAAUCGUCCGAAGAUACUUCAUCCCCGGUACCGAACUCUACCCUUCCCUCGUUCCCUCACGAGCGCAUAGUGGCAUCGGGAAAUGGCAUUGUCGUGUUGAUAGGGCUUGCAGAGCCGGUGCUCUUCCUCGAACGGUUUGAUAAAAGGGUUCCGUCUGGCAAGAAGCGUGUCAUCUCUGGCUCAUUGCAUCUCAAGAUCACAAAGCCAACGAAGAUAAAGAAGAUAAGCCUCGGCUUCAAGGGUACCGCCAGGACACUAUGGCCCGAUGGUGAGGAGGCGCCCAAUAUCCGCCAAAUCAUAGAGCAGCCCACAGCUAACUUGGGAUAUCUAGGCAUUCCCGGAAACAGGAAGAAGACAAAAGAUACGAAGAUAGUGCUCAAUCUCGACUGGGCCUUCUUCGAUGCCCAGGCUCGCACUUCACGGAAAAGCUAUGGUGCGAAUCAUAUCAAGUUUACCGAGCCGAAAGAGAAAAAGCCCGGAGGCAGUUCUUCCGUCAUCGACCUGUCCAGUUUAGUUGAGUCGUCAGUAUCAUUGCCAAAGGAGCUCAAAGCUCUAUCACUACACCGCUCGCGAUCGAAUAGCGUUGGAAAGGGUGAUUCGCAUUUGAUAUCAGACCUGGUGAUUCAGAGAGGUUACAAGACAUUCCCGCCAGGCGAAUACAUGUACGACUUUGAAAUACCAAUGGAGCACCAGUACCCAGAAACCGUCAAGUGGGACCAUGCAUCUGUCAAGUAUGAACUCGAAGCUGUGAUCGAACGUGCUGGCGCCUUCCGCCCAAACCUCGUUGGCACCAAGGAGAUACCCCUUAUCCGCACACCAGGCGAAGAUUGCUUGGAACACGUCGAACCAAUUGCAAUCAGUCGAACAUGGGAUGACAAGUUACAUUACGAUGUUGUCAUUACAGGAAAAUCAUUUCCCUUAGGGUCCAAGAUACCUGUGGCGGUUAAAUUUACACCACUCGCAAAAGUUGGCUUUCACCGUAUCAGCGUUUUUAUAACGGAAAAGGUCCAGCUAUGGGCUCGUGACAGAAAAGUCCAUCGCGUAGCUAGCGAUAAGAUGCUGUUACUCUUUGAAAAAAGAGCCGGUUUGCCUAGCAGAAGCAUCUAUCCGGGUAGUACUAUGCGUCUCACCUCCGGAGGGAACCAACCUAUUGCCCUCAACGGCGAGGAUUUGGCUAGUGGUGGAUCAAAUUUUCUAGGUGACAUCAACCACGAGAGUUUUGGUGUGGGCACAACAGAGCUAGAGUGCGAGGUGCAGCUGCCUAGCUGUCCAGUUAUGAACAAGAUGCCAGACGCCACGAUGAAGCUUCAUUGCGACGUACAGUAUUCUAGUAUUGAGAUUUCUCAUUCGGUGAAGCUUGUCUUUCGAUUAUCGAAAUAUGACGCCGCGGCUCCUCGAAAACGACGCCAGUUUGACAUAUCCAUUGAUUCGCCGAUGGCAAUAACUUCUUGCAAGGCAAACGCGUCAAAUAUUUACGUACCUUCGUACAAUUCACCCUCAUCCUACUACACAGAUGAAUAUGAGUGCGGGUGUCCGGACGCCGCCACUUUGUCACACGACGUAAAUCUCAACCCGACGCUCUCCUUACCACUCUCCUUAUCAAACGUACAAACACCACCUCCCGAAUUCACCAGCAGGUCAAACAGCACCUCUCAACAAACUGACACGCAUCAACAUGAACAAAACCGCAAUGAUCGACCAACCCGUCCAAUCCACUUUUUGCGGGCGCCAUCAUUUAACCCGCCGCCGUUUGAAUCUGUUCCACCACCGCCACCUCCCCUUAUGAGUCCUCCACCAGCCUAUUCAAGCAUCUGUUCUGGUGGGCUAGGGAACAAUGAGAUUGACGACUAUUUCGCCCAAGCUCACGUGAGAGAAGGGCAAUAUGACGAUAACGUGCGAGGCAGUGGACGGGUGGACGUACCGCUUACCCCUGGUGGACGUGUUCAUCGCAGCAUGGACAUUCCUAGGGAAUUUUUUUCAGAAGUCAUGCUACCACAACUGAGGAAUACAUAA